AUGUCUACUUGUAAUAAAAAUAAUACUUUAACAUUAAUUAAAAUAUGUGAUACUAUAGAACAAACACAAACAUCAAUAAAAGAGCAUGCAAUUUGUAAAAUUAAGAAAGUAAAAGGAAUAAAAUGUAGUAAAAAGUACAAAGUUAAUACAUCAACAAGUAACUGUUCUUCUUAUUUGUUAAACAUUCACAAAAUAACUAAAGAUUAUAUUAAGAAUAAAAAUAAUAUAGAAUUGGUUAAUUUACCUUAUGAUGAAUUAUGUUAG
This is a messenger RNA of Cetraspora pellucida, 264 nucleotides long. The record is from the annotation of a GenBank genome assembly. Lineage: Eukaryota; Fungi; Glomeromycota; Glomeromycetes; Diversisporales; Gigasporaceae.